Aspergillus bombycis is the source of this 969-nucleotide messenger RNA. RefSeq names its product pectate lyase family protein. The record is from RefSeq and is a predicted model, not a curated record. Gene Ontology annotation, molecular function: pectate lyase activity. The transcript has 5 exons. Lineage: Eukaryota; Fungi; Ascomycota; Eurotiomycetes; Eurotiales; Aspergillaceae. Bases 1 to 969 code for a protein of 322 amino acids.
AUGGCUAACUUCAAGCUCUUCCUUGCGCUGGCCGCAUGCCUGUCCGGACAGGCUCUGGCUGCCCCGACCAAGACCGUCGCCAAGCGCGCUGCCAUCUCUGACGUUGCCCACGGUUACGCCAGCCAGAACGGUGGCACCAGCGGUGGUGCCGGCGGUACCACCACCACCGUCUCCUCCUACGCCCAGUUCACCGAGGCUGUCUCCAGCGACGAUGCCAAGAUCGUCAUCGUUGAUGGCACCAUCACCCAGGAUGCGAAGCAGGUGAAGAUUGGCAGCAACACCAGCAUUAUCGGAAAGGACGCCAACGCCAUCCUCGAGGGAUUCGGACUUCUCGUCAAGGAGAAGGAGAACGUCAUCAUCCGUAACCUCGGAGUCAAGAAGGUCCUCGCCGACAACGGCGACGCCAUUGGUGUCCCAGAGUACUCCAACAACGUCUGGAUCGACCACUGUGACGUCUCGUCCGACCGUGACCACGACAAGGACUACUACGACGGUCUGAUUGAUCUCACCCACGCCGCUGACUACGUCACCAUCUCCAACACCUUCGUCCACGACCACUGGAAGGCCAUGUUGUACGGCCACUCCGACAGCAACGGCGACGAGGACACCGGCCACCUCCGCAUCACCGUCAACAACAACUACCUCUACAACCUGAACUCCCGCGGUCCUUCCUUCCGCUUCGGUACCGGCCAUCUCUACAACAACUACUACCUGGACGUCAGCGACGGCAUCAACACCCGCCAGGGCGCCCAGCUGCUGGUCGAGGGCAACGUCUGGGAGGGCGGCAAGAAGCCCCUCUACUCCACCGACGAGGGAUACGCCGUUGCCCGCGACAACGACUUCGGUGAUGGCGAGAACACCGCCCCCGAGGGUACCCUCACCAGCGUCCCCUACGAGUACGACCUCCUUGCUGCUUCGGCUGUCAAGGCUGCUGUCUACGGCACCGCCGGUCAGACCCUGACCUUCUAA